This is a messenger RNA of Musa acuminata subsp. malaccensis (wild Malaysian banana), 1396 nucleotides long. RefSeq lists its product as uncharacterized. The record is from RefSeq and is a predicted model, not a curated record. NCBI's taxonomy places the organism in Eukaryota, Viridiplantae, Streptophyta, Magnoliopsida, Zingiberales, Musaceae.
GAUUUAUGCUUCCCCCGUUCCCCAACAACCAACGACUUCACUCCGCCGCUUCAGCCGUCGGUCACAUCACCGCUUCGGUACGUGAGGCUGCUCCACGACCGCCUCCGCCGCCAUGGAUCCCCGACUUCAGCCGCAGCCCGACGUCGAUCGCCUCUGGGCGGAUGAAAUCCGCUACCUCCACUCCCUUUGGCGGCGCGGCCCCCCUCCCAAUCGCAACCGAAACCCUAGAGUUAGUUCCGGCCCCGACCUCCUCCGUGCCACCCCCGUCGCAUUCAAAAGGGACUCGCAGCGGAAGGAGGGGAUACCGUCGGAGAAGGCCGCUUCCCCUCGCCGCCCCGACGAGGCCGGGACCUCCGAUCCGCCGCUCGUCGACUCCUGGGCGAAAUUGGCCUCCCUCACCGCGCCGAAUCCAAAUCCGCCCACCGCAUGGGCCGAUGUGGCGCCCCCGCCGGUCGUCGAGAGGCCUCCCGUUUCCGCCGAGGAGCAGGCCCGACUAGCCGCGGCUCAACUCCAUCACGACGGAUUGAAGGCCUCCCAGGACUUCUUCUCCAAAAUUGACGAAUCCGAUGAUGAAGAGGAAGCGCAUGAGGAGGGGGAGGAGGAGGAGGAAGACGAUAAGGAGGAGAAGGAUGAAAGACAAUUGGAAGCUUUCAAGUUCUUUAUGGAACUAUUUGAGAAGGAUGAUGAGCUUACGGAGUACUAUAAGAAGAAUCAUGACAAAGGGGAGUUCUCUUGCUUUGCCUGUGCAGCCAUUGGGACGAAGAGGGUGAGGAAGUUCGGGAACUGUUUGGGGCUCGUGCAGCACGCAAACUCAAUAUCAAAGACGAGGAGGAGGGGAGCACAUCGGGCACUGGCGAGAGCUGUGUGCCAGGUUCUUGGUUGGGACACCAUUAGGUCUGCCGGCGUUGUUCUUGAUUUGGGAGACACUGGUGGCCAGUCCUCUGCCGGGGCUGCCAAAACCCAGAACAAAGAUGUGAUCGAGAAUGAGGAACACCUUCCUGAGGACAUCACACAAAAUACAAAAGUAAAUGAUGGAAAUGUCACAGAGAAUCUACCCGAGAUGGCUUCGCCCCCAUUACAGGAAUGAAAGUGUCAUCCGAAGAAAGUUCCUGGAUCUGGGAAGAUUUAUCAAGAAGUUUUACGACUGAAAGCUACUUGGUUUUAGAGCAUUUCCGUCGACCUCAGAGAGUAAAGUCAGUGGUCUUAUAUACUGUGUAAUCUUGGCCGGAGAUUGUUGAGAUCGCUUGAGCAGAUUUCUAACUAUAUUUUUUGUCAUGUCUGUGUUACAUAUCUUAACAUGAUAUCUACUAUCUAUUAUUGUUGUUGCCGUCGUCCUAACAUCAGGUCUCAACUUUGGAACUCAAGCAGCUUUCUUCUGUUACGCCUUUAAUUUCAA